AUGUAAUAUAAGUAAGGCUUAAUAUAAUACUUUUAUAGUGGAGUGUAAUAAUAGAUCCAUCUAAGAAGCUAAUCAAAUAAUGAGAUAUUGAAUAGAGAGACAAUUAAUUAAAAUAAAGAAACAGAUACAAGUCAUUCAUUUGAAUUUAAAGACUUUUAAUAGCCAUAAUCUUCAACAAGAUUAACCGAUUUUUGGGUGGCUGUGUGUUUAGAAGAAGUUGACGCAGCUCCUUGUUAACAAUAUUUCAGAUAUCUUCAUUGUAAAGCAUGGUAGAAGAAAGAAAAAAUUCCUAAAUUUUAUGAGAAAUUAUCAAAUCGAAUCUAGCUAAAUCUGUGA
Paramecium tetraurelia is the source of this 336-nucleotide messenger RNA. RefSeq lists its product as uncharacterized. The transcript is spliced from 2 exons. NCBI's taxonomy places the organism in Eukaryota, Ciliophora, Oligohymenophorea, Peniculida, Parameciidae. The record is from RefSeq and is a predicted model, not a curated record.